Messenger RNA from Acanthamoeba castellanii str. Neff, 927 nucleotides. Its product is annotated as dihydrodipicolinate synthetase. Lineage: Eukaryota; Discosea; Longamoebia; Acanthamoebidae. The transcript has 8 exons. The record is from RefSeq and is a predicted model, not a curated record. Gene Ontology annotation, biological process: N-acetylneuraminate catabolic process. Gene Ontology annotation, molecular function: N-acetylneuraminate lyase activity; 4-hydroxy-tetrahydrodipicolinate synthase activity. The coding region runs from base 1 to 927 and encodes 308 amino acids.
AUGGAGCAGACGGCACGUUUCGAGGGCCUCUUUGCCGCGACUCUCACGCCAUUUGACGAAAACGGCCACGCCUCCACUCGCCUCACAAAGGAGUAUGGAGAGCGGCUGGUGCGAGAAGGAGUGACGGGUGUGUUCUGCUGCGGCACGUCGGGCGAAAGCAUGAGCCUCACCCUACCCGAGCGCAAGGCUGCCCUCGAGGCUUGGCUCACUACGCCUCUUCGCGUCAUAGUCCACAUCGGCACUGCCAGCUUGGAGCAGACAAAGGAGUUGGCUGCUCAUGCUGAAAAGGCGGGUGCUCACGGCAUCGCCCUCAUGCCCCCCUUCUUCUUCAAGCCUCGCAACGUUGAGGAACUGGUGUCGUACUGCGAGUCGGUGGCCGAGGCUGCGCCACACACGCCCCUGUUCUACUAUCACUUCCCUGGUAUGGUGGGUGUCAACAUUCCGCUCUACGACUUCUUCGCUGCGGCCAGCAGCCGCAUCCCCACUCUUCAAGGCGCCAAGUUCACCGACUCGCAGCUGGGCGACUUCUUCCGGGCUCUCUGCUUCGCCGACCGCAAGUACGACGUGAUGCAGGGCUACGAGUUUUCGUAUCUGCCGUGCCUGGUGCUGGGCGCCAAGGGCUACGUCGGGGUGUCCUUCUCCCUCUGCGCUCCGGUCUACCACCGCCUCGACAAGGCCUUCCACGAGGGCGACUUCGCCACCGCGCAGCGCCUCCAGCUCGCCGUGUCCGAUUUCCUGACCACAGUCCUUAACUACAGCAUGAUCCCCGCUGUCAAGGCGCUCGCGAAGGAGUGGACUGGCCUGGACUUUGGCGGCGUGAGGAAGCCGCUGGUGUCCCUUACGGACGCUGAGCGGACCAAGCUCCUGAACGAGCCCAGCGUCAAGACCAUGCACGCCCUCGUCCUCGAGCACCAGCCCAAGCAGUGA